GACAAACGAUGAAGGAAAACAUCGUGAAGAAACCUGGGCUUAUACUUUCUAAUUAUCAGUUCGAAAUCAUCAACCCGCAUUGAGCAAACGUGGUGAGUAAUGGUCAAACGUUCUUCGAGUCUUUGGCCAGCAGGGGCCACUCAUAGGCCGUUGAUGAUGGUCCGUCGUCAGCUACAAUUAGGUUCAGUGAGACUGAACUGAUCGGAAUGUACUACUGCAACACCUACUUGAUGGAGUAGUUCAUAGUCGCGGAUAGUGGUUCAUUGGUCCACUAGUAAUUGUAUGCCCAUGUUUAGAAGUGCGACUCUCAUCGACGCAGCUAUAUAUUUCAUAUUUCCGCUAAUUGUCGCAGUUACCCCUAUUAGAUAACUUUCAGUUUUGACGAAAUUCUAAAACGUCACAAUUUUAAUUGUAGGUAUUUAAAUAAACGGAUAGACCAAGUGUGAAUCAUUAGCUGUCAGGUCGCCAUCGACACCGCAUUAGUACAAUAUUUCAUUACUCCGAACAGUUCAUACACAGCUUGUGUGAUUGUUGCAAACAAUGGAGCACAAAUUAGUUUGGCUGACCGGCUUCGGGCCUUUCGAAGGAGCUGUCGUGAACAGCAGUUGGGUAGGAGUCAAACACGUGCCGACGCGGGGCAUCAAGAAGAAGUACGGAGCUGUUGUGGUGAAACAGCAGCUCCCUGUGAAGUAUGGCUUCGUGGACUAUCACGUACCUCGGAAGUGGAGACAAUUGCGACCAGAUUUGGCUGUACACGUCGGUGUGUCAGGCGCGGUAGACUGCUUCACGUUGGAAUUACAAGCAUACAAGUCCGACUACACGUACCUGGACGUGGUCGGAAAGACUCCCUGCCGCGGUAUAAACAGAGCUCCUGGACCAGACGUACUUCGUACGGCGCUAGACGUCGAGGCUAUCUGCAAGGAGUUCAACGAGCUCAAGCUGGAUGGAGGCUCUCUGGAGGCGACAGUGUCUAGUGAUCCUGGCAGAUAUCUCUGCGGCUACAUAUACUACACGUCCCUCAGCCACGGCGGCCCUCGGAGCACUCUGUUCGUGCACGUCCCUCCGGACAGGUACACGCGCCACCAGCUCGCUGACGGACUGAACUACAUCGUGCAACUGGCUCUUACGCAAAUAUGAAGCAACACUAUCAGAUGUCAAAGUACACAUCGAGUUAUACACGACCAGCGUGUCUUAGUCUCGCUUUGUACGG
This is a messenger RNA of Spodoptera litura, 1210 nucleotides long. Its product is annotated as pyroglutamyl-peptidase 1-like. Lineage: Eukaryota; Metazoa; Arthropoda; Insecta; Lepidoptera; Noctuidae. Gene Ontology annotation, molecular function: pyroglutamyl-peptidase activity. The record is from RefSeq and is a predicted model, not a curated record. Gene Ontology annotation, biological process: proteolysis. Gene Ontology annotation, cellular component: cytosol.